ACCGGCUGGAUCACUUACAAGGAUACGAAAGCUUGCUAUUUUUCGACGUUUUUCAUAACCCAUCAGAACAAAAGAAAAAAGCUCCGAACAAAACAGAACAACUAGACCACUGGACCUAGACCUAGCACUAGCCUAAGCGUUGACAGCAGAAGAAACCACAAGGAUCCAGACGCGACUUUUCUAGGUAGCAAAUUGCAUUUUUUUUUCUUCAAUCCCGAAAAGCGUCCAAACUCAACGACAAGGCACCCGACCGUGGUGCUGCAUCUCACAGCCGUCAAGAUGUCAUCAAUCAGGCGGACAGUCCAUGAAUCUCUACCAUACGUCGACGCAGACCCUACGCCAACCCAGCGCGCCGCAGCAGAAGCCCUCAUUGCAGCCGAACUCGAAGCAUCAUCAGCAACGACGGUCGCGCCACACCCAGACCUGCCGCCAGCAUACACGCCAAACUUCACACCCGCCAUCGCCGCGGAGCUAGACCGCAUAUCCUCAUCCGCAGACCCAAGCAGGCCGGCAAAGCUCUCGGCCAUCGACACGAAGCGGUACGAGCUCGAAGACGAUGACGAGGAAGAGGGCCAGCCGGCGCCGACAGCAGACUACCUAGCCUCGGCGCUUUCAAAGGCCUAUACGUCAGCGACCCACAUCCGCCUGCGCCGCCACCACCUCGCGCUCCUCGACGCGCCAGAGGGUCGCAACGCCUGGCUCGUCGCCAACUGGCAGCUCGAGGGGGAGCUGCGCGCCCUCGAGGCGGAGCUGGCCGCCGCCAAGCGCCAGGUCGACAUCCUAGCCAUCCAGCGUCGGAGGGCGCAGGAUGACGUCUCGGGCGAGCUGAGGGGUCUCGAAGACAGCUGGAAGAGGGGUGUCGGCCAGGUCUUGGAGAUCGAGGUCGCCACUCAUAGGCUGAGGGCAGAGGUCGAGUCGAGGAGGAACGAGGCGUUGGUCGCGCAGGCUGCCGCUGGGGCCUGAACGUGUCCGAUAAUGAAGGUGAAACAAAUGAAGCGGCGACGCUAGAUAUUUCUAGCUCCUUUAAUGAUCAUGUAACAGGCUUGGCGACUCAAAGCUGCCAAGUGUUUCUAGACUUCAAAAGUCUUCGUUUAAAGUAUGCAAAAUUAGAGAACCGCUGAUUGUCGCAGACGUUCAGCCUAGGGUCCUGGCUAGAAUCUGAUACGGAAACUUUGCUUACGCAUUGACUGCCUCAGUUUUCCCUACCAGAUCGAGGAACCUCGGGCCGUAGUCUGCAUUGAAUAUGAAUUGCAGUUUUGAUAUUCCA
Pyricularia oryzae 70-15 is the source of this 1267-nucleotide messenger RNA. RefSeq lists its product as uncharacterized. Gene Ontology annotation, biological process: mRNA processing. The record is from RefSeq and is a predicted model, not a curated record. Bases 280 to 963 code for a protein of 227 amino acids. NCBI's taxonomy places the organism in Eukaryota, Fungi, Ascomycota, Sordariomycetes, Magnaporthales, Pyriculariaceae. The transcript is spliced from 2 exons. Gene Ontology annotation, cellular component: precatalytic spliceosome; Prp19 complex; catalytic step 2 spliceosome.